This is a messenger RNA of Ilyonectria robusta, 2750 nucleotides long. RefSeq lists its product as uncharacterized. Bases 106 to 2715 code for a protein of 869 amino acids. The transcript has 5 exons. Lineage: Eukaryota; Fungi; Ascomycota; Sordariomycetes; Hypocreales; Nectriaceae. The record is from RefSeq and is a predicted model, not a curated record.
UCCUGAUGUCUAAUAUAUAAGGGGCGUGUGACUCCUGUGUUGUAGCUGCCUCAAACCCAGAAGGCUUAUGUAUAACUCUUGACUUCUAUAAGCCAUUCGAUCAUCAUGAGAAUCCAUUUCUCGACUCCCAUCCUGGGUCUAGUUGCAGCGUCUCUGGCCCUCGGGAACAACCUCCAAGUGUCUGGCACAUUCUCUCGUCCAGCAUCACGUGUGCGACCACGGUUCAGAUACUGGUUACCUGAUGCCAGUGUAGAUGCCGAGGUUGUCGCUAAGGACGUCGCGUCCGCUGCAUCUAUAGGCGCCGGGGGAAUCGAGUUUCUCCCUUUCUUUGAGUACGGCGGGGAUAUUGGCAGAAUGCCCACUGGUGCAGAUUGGUCCACGUACAAUUUCGGUACACCUGCCUUCGUCAAGCUCUUCGAGAGAGUUCUUGAAGCACAUGAUAGAGAUGGUCUCGUCAUGGACUUUGCGCUGGGGCCAAACCAGGGCCAGGGAGUUCCCGCAAGCCCAGAUGAUGAGGGCCUGCAGUGGGAUAUGGUGCCAUUCACUGAAAAAUUGCCCGCCAGUGGAUCAUUUAAUGGCAAAAUCCCUGGUUGGGGAACAGGCAAUCUCAUCUCACUAGUUACAGCUCUUGUCAAAUCCAAUCAGUCCAUAACUUACCCAGGAACGGGUCUUGUCGGUAUCCAAAACGUUACCUAUGAUGAGUACCAACUAAAUCAUAAGACGCUCAAGGAAGUCACUGGACGGGUUGAUCGACAAGGUCAUGUCAAGCUAUCACUCCCGAAAGCACCCAACGGAUCGCACUAUAGAGUUUUUGCUUUCUAUGAGAGGCUCUCCGGUCAUAAGAAUUUGAAAUUCGACUCGACUCGACAUAGAACCAUUUUUGAUAACGGAUCUUACGCUGUUGAUCAUUUCAGUGCUCAAGGGGCCGCUGUUGUGGGCCAAUUCUGGGAGAAGUAUAUUCUCAAAGGCAGAGUACCCAUGCUCCUCGCCAAAGUUGGUAAUUACGCUUACGGUUCAUCGCUGGAUGCGCUGGCUGCUGUCCCGGCCGUGGAUGCCCCAGAGUGCGAGAGUCUCGGAUUCGACGACAAUAUUGACUCAUACCGUUCAUUUGCCGGCCCUGCCCGCCUUGCUGGCAGAAAGAUUGUUUCUAACGAGAUGGGUGCCGUCAGAGGUUCUGGACUUCAAUACCAUCUUCCACAUCUGAUCUUUCAAAUCAAUCGUGCGUUCCUUGGUGGAGUCAAUCAGAUGGUCUUACACGGUCAAUCGUAUUCGGGAACUUAUUACGAGACCACAUGGCCAGGUCAUGUUCCUUUCAGCUACUUAUUCUCAGAGCCAUUCUCUCCACAUCUCCCAUCCUGGGACCAUGGGCUGAAUGAGAUCAUGGAUUACAUUGCCAGGAACCAGCACAUACUGCAAGGUGGCAUGCCCAAGGCGGACGUUGUUAUCUAUAACAAGGAGUCUGCCACGACGAUCAGAAACAUUUACCAAGGGAAUGAUUUGCUCUCAGGAGGGUGGUCAUGGAAUUACCUCUCGGCCAACAAUCUCAAGCUUGAGCAAGCCGUAGUCAGGAAUAGGGUCUUGGCUCCUGACGGCCCAGCCUGGAAGGCUCUCAUCGUGGAAAGCUCUCAAAACCUGACCCUCGACAGCGUCAAGAAGCUGAAGUCAUUUGCUCAAAAAGGACUUCCCGUUGUCUUUAGCGGGGGCUCGCCGACGUAUUAUCCAACGGGAGAUGGAUCUCGCAAGGAUGAAUUCGAACGUCAACUGUCACGGCUCCUGAGGUCUAAAAAUGUCCACUCUGUUGCAUCUGGAAAAGUCGCAGACAAGUUGAAGUCACUUGGCGUACAACCUCAAAUCCAGGCGAACACAAAUGGUACAUUUUAUACAUCAUGGAUCGAAACAAACAAAAUCGGUUACGCCUUGAUCUACUCAGACUUGGUAAGAUCCACUGGCACCAUCACUGUCAACAGCAAGCAGGCGCCGUUUUACUUCAAUGCUUGGACUGGCGAGAUUACUCCAGUAUUGGUCUACACACGAACUAAGGCCACCACAACCAUUCCUGUUGAUCUCGCUGGCAACCAAACUCUCAUCUUGGCAUUUGGCGAUGGGUUGCGGCAACAAGUACCAGUCCCUAAGUAUCACGUCGAAAAGGCACCCUCUAACGUCUUGGUCCCGGAUGCGUUCAAACUAUCGCAAUGGUCAUUGACAGCCGAACAUUGGGAGGCACCAGAAGAUCUUUACGACAGCAGCAAUACGGUUAAGCACAACACUACACAUCAACUCACUACACCAAUUUCGUGGAGCGAGGUCUCAGCUCUUAAUAAUGCUUCAGGAGUAGGGUACUAUACUACCAGUUUUCAGUGGCCCCCGAAAGGCGCUCGGCACGCCUCCAAGUCAUUGGGAGCAUACAUCCACUUAUCUACAGUCAUCGAUGUGGUGAAGCUUUCAAUUAAUGGGCACAUGGUCCCUCCGCUAGACGUUACAAACGCGGUUGCAGAUAUUACUCCGUAUCUGAAGGAGGGUAAGAACAUAGUUUCCUUGAUCAUCCCGACAACACUGUGGAAUUAUGUACGAACAAUCAUCACCGAACUCAAAACCGCUGGUUCUUCACCUCUACCGGUUACACUACAAGACUAUGGGAUACCGCUAGCGGGACGCACGGAGUCCGGGUUAGUUGGGACAGUUACUCUUACACCGUUCAAGAGUGUUGUUGUCUAGGUUGUGGUAACGGCAAUAUUGGGGCUCAGUUCGGC